UCACAGAGCAGCCAGAUGGUAUCACAGUGAACGCUAUAGCCUACUCGCAGAGUUCAGUGACAGCUUUCCACAUGUAACGUUUAGAGAGUUGUGAGAAGCAGUGGUCGUUCGCACAGGCACAGCAUUUUGCACGUUGUGAACAUCUAAGCGAGUGGUUCGUAAACGACUGAAUGAUGACAGCAAAAACUUUAGAAAAAGCCCCCGUAACUCUUGGCGGCUUUGUGCACCCUCUGUCCGAAAGCAUCUACUCAGUGGACGAGAUCACAUCACUGCCUGCUUCUGUGACUAUAUUUCCAAAUGGUGAUUUGGGAGGACAUUACGAGCAGAUCAACGGGACUUCGGGAGAUGGCUUGAUCAGCGGGGACAUGUGCACAGAUAAGCGUUCUCUCGACUUGUCCUAUUCCAGCAGCUUCGCGCAACCAGCUGGCCCUCGCAACCAAACUUUCACCUAUAUGGGCAAGUUUUCCAUCGACUCCCAGUACCCAGGAAACUGGAACCCAGAGGGCGUGAUCAACAUCGUGAGCGCGGGGAUCCUGGGCAUGACCCAGCCAUCCUCAGCAUCCUCGUCACCUGCAUCCUCAGUCUCCCCGAGUCACUUCUCCAGCACUCUCAACUGCACCAUGGCGCAGAACCAGUCCGACAUGGAGCACAUCUACUCUCCUCCGCCACCCUACUCUGGAUGUGGAGAGGUCUAUCAAGACCCAUCCGCGUUCCUCUCGACGUCCACUUGUCCGAUCUCCUAUCCCCCGCCAUCCUACUCAUCCCCCAAACCAAACACAGACUCCGGGCUGUUCCCCAUCAUCCCGGACUAUGCCAGCUUUUUUCAGCCUCCGUGCCAGAGGGACAUGCAGUCCAUGCCCGACCGCAAACCGUUCUCCUGCCCGCUGGAGUCUUUCAGAGUUCCUCCACCCUUAACACCACUGAACACUAUCAGGAACUUCACACUGGGGGGGCCUGUGUCUGACGGACCCAGGCUACCCACAGCCUACAGCCCGCAAAAUCUGCCCCUCAGGCCCAUUCUGCGCCCGAGGAAGUACCCCAACAGACCCAGUAAGACGCCCGUCCACGAGCGCCCCUACCCCUGCCCGGCGGAGGGCUGCGACAGGCGCUUCUCCAGAUCGGACGAGCUCACCAGACACAUCCGCAUCCACACCGGCCACAAACCCUUCCAGUGUCGGAUAUGCAUGCGGAACUUUAGUCGCAGCGACCACCUGACGACCCACAUCCGCACGCACACCGGCGAAAAACCGUUCGCGUGCGACUUUUGCGGGAGAAAGUUCGCACGGAGCGAUGAAAGAAAGAGACACACCAAAAUCCACCUGCGACAGAAAGAGAGAAAGUCCUUGUCAUCUUCCAGCUCAGAGCGCAACAUCACCAUGGGCUCAUCCGCGGGCAUCUGCUCGUCCAGCUCAAGCCAGUAAAUUUUCAAAUGGACUGUGCAAUAUCCAACACUAUAUAGGUAAUAGCUAAUGAAAAUAAUCAUGCACCACUCGUAAUAUAUUCAAACUGGGUGAACUGAGUGAAGUCAAACCACAGUGACAAAAGGACACAUUCAUUGCGCGCACUUUAAAGGUGGUGCGGUGGUGCGUUGC
Myxocyprinus asiaticus (Chinese sucker) is the source of this 1592-nucleotide messenger RNA. Its product is annotated as early growth response protein 2b-like. NCBI's taxonomy places the organism in Eukaryota, Metazoa, Chordata, Actinopteri, Cypriniformes, Catostomidae. Gene Ontology annotation, molecular function: DNA-binding transcription factor activity, RNA polymerase II-specific; RNA polymerase II cis-regulatory region sequence-specific DNA binding. The coding region runs from base 171 to 1421 and encodes 416 amino acids. The record is from RefSeq and is a predicted model, not a curated record. Gene Ontology annotation, biological process: regulation of transcription by RNA polymerase II. The transcript has 2 exons.